AGAGCAGCACUUCCGCCAUUUCCUGUUGUGUGGACUCGGAGUUGGACAGAGCAUUCCUCUGGUCCAGAAUGUGAAUUAAAACCCACAGUGGGAAUGUGUUUUCAUGACUUUACUUUCCACUUCAGAGGUGUAUUUGUUGUAACAGAGCCUGAAACCAUGGACCUCGGAGGAGACCGGGAUCGGCUGUUGCACCUGAUGUCAUGAGGCGUUUGUUGAUAUUCCCUUGACAACCGCGGAUCAGAUACCAGUAUACAGGGGCCAUCAUGCCUAUCACGCUGCUGUGGGCCGUGGAUGUUUACGGCAGGGUGUACAGCCUUUCAACCGCCGGUCAGCGUUGGGAGCGUGCAGACGAUAGGCUGCUUGAGCUGAAGCGGGUAACUGCAGGGAAAGGCCGCUGUUGGGGCAUAGGCUGCGACCACCAUGUUUACCUCAACAUGAUGCCUAGUGAGACCCCCAUCCGCUACAGAGAAGAGACCUAUGAGAACCAGAGGUGGAACCCAGUGGACGGCUUCACCGAUACGCUGUUACCCACUGACCGCUGGCCAUGGAGUGACGUGACAGGGAUGAAUCCUCAGCCACUCCACAGCUUCCAGCUCCCCUCCCACAGCUGGGAGUGGGAAGGGGACUGGUAUGUGGAUCAGAGCUGCGGAGGAGAACCCAGCCAGACCGGGGGCUGGGAGUAUGCAGUCGACUUUCCAGCCAAUUUUUCUCCAGAUAAGAAGUGGAACUCUUGUGUUCGUCGCAGGCGCUGGAUCCGCUACAGGAGAUACAUUGCACAAGGGACCUGGGCCAAGAUCCCCUUGGACAGUCCCAGGAAACCCCCACUACCACUCUGUGACAUCAGCUGUGGAGGCUGGGAGAUGAGCGACCACUCUGGAAGAUACCCCUACCUCUGGGGCGUGUCUCAGCAAGGACAGGUGUGGUUCAGGGAAGGCAUCCAUCCUCGGGUCCCAGAGGGCUCCGGCUGGGAGGAGGUCGAGGUUCCCAAGGAGGUGGCUCAGUUAUCAGCUGGUCCUGGAGACCUGCUUUGGGGUUUACUCUGGGACGGGAACCUGCUGGUCCGCACCGGCCUGAGCCUGGACAGCCCAACAGGUACAUCAUGGAUAGAGGUGGAAUCACCAGGAAAGGAGGUAGAAGCGCUCCACGUGGCUGUCGGAGCCAGUGUGGUCUGGGUAGUGACCAAAGACUACAAGGUGUGGUUCAGGCGUGGUGUGAACUCCCAUAACCCUUGUGGCUCUGGCUGGAUCAGUGUUGGAGGGGAAAUGAUGAUGGUGGACGUUGGACUCAAUGACCAGGUUUGGGCGGUUGGUGAGGACCGAGGCCUGUAUUUCAGAAUGGGUGUGACUGCAUCUGAACCAAGCGGGAACGGAUGGAUCCCUGUUUCUGCUCAGUGGGGGGAUAAUAAAGAGAUCAUUCCACCCAGGGAUGACUGUGAGUUCAGUGGCCAGCUAACAGAGGCCUCCCAAGGCUCUGUUCUGAGCUGCACCGAUUCUGAGUCUGAGGUGGGCCCCGCUGAACCGCAGAGCAGCAGGAAUGAUACACCGGUCCUAGAGGCAGCAGACCCCUCAGUCGUUCCAUUAGGAGGGGCAGACACACCGACUCUUCCAUUAGAAACAGAGGACACACACGUAACGGCCCAGCAGAAUACUCCCAAACCCUUCAUCCCCGCCAGCGACAGCUUCAUCAACAGCCUGGUCUCGGAUCGGGAUAAGCCUUCCACUCCACAGCCGUCCAUCACAGAGCUUCCACAGGAGGAGGGCAGGGACCCGUCACCGGCCCCCAUACUCCCAUCUCCUGAGGCUGUGGGGCAGGACCACCCCUGGAGUAAUGUAGACCUAGAAGCUCAAAGUGCACAGAUGUCAGGCCCCACGCUGGGGGGCAGCAGUGCCGGGGCCACCUACGAUCUGGGUCUGGAGUCCUCUCAGGCUGUUGGGGAAGCAGAUGGACCCGUGUGGGCCUGGAUCUCGGGUGGAGGAUGUGAUGUGGACUCGGAGUCACACGUCAGCUGGCUUAGUCCAACAGGUCCUCUCACCAGCUCCCUGUCACUGACCCCUGUUCAGUCGGCAGCGUGGAGCGAACAACAGCAGCCGCAAGAGAACAGAGAGGAGACCAGCAAGAGACCGCUGGAGAGGAGCAAUUCUGUGUGGGUGCGUAAAGGUUCUCUGCGCUGGUGGAGAGACUGGAAGCCUCAGCGCUGGGUGGAUGUGGGUGUUGCCCUGGAGCAGUCCACCAAGGCUGACGGCAAGAAGGACAGCAUUUUCUUUGUCUACUACUCACAAUACGAUGAGAAAAAGUAUCUUCAUGUGUUCAUAAAUGAAGUCACAGUGCUGGUUCCAGUGCUCAGGGACUGCCACUAUGCCUUUGCUGUGUACACUGGCCAAAGGACCAGGCAGAGGUGGCCUCUGGUUCUUGCAGCACAAACUGAAAAGGACAUGAAUGACUGGUUGUGUCUCUUGUCUGAAUGCUGCUGUGAGUGUCGAGGGAUCACAGGUCCCCCAUCCAGACAAGCACUGUGGUCCACCACCACAAAAGGAGACAUUAUGGUCCAUGAGCCUUCCUUCACCCUUGAGGCACCUUCAAACACAGUGGCCUGUGACCACAUGUUCUGGCGGCAGGUCCCAGGCCACCUGCGCUGUGUAGAGUCAAACAGUCUGGGGCUGGUGUGGGGCAUCGGGUGGGACGGCACCGCCUGGGUCUACAGUGGGCACUGUGGGCAACAGCCCACCCCGGGAGAUGCAGUUCAGAUGCACCAGCAGGCUGAUGUCAGGAGUGUGCAUGUCUAUGAGAAUCAAAGAUGGAAUCCCAUGACUGGAUAUACAGACAAAGGGCUUCCCACAGACCGUCCCAUGUGGAGUGAUGAGAGUGGGUUAAAGGAAUGCACCAAAGGCAACACACACCCACCCUCCCCUCAGUGGUCCUGGGUGUCAGAGUGGGCUGUCGACUACAACGUCCCUGGAGGAACGGACAAAGAGGGCUGGCAGUAUGCUGCAGACUUCCCAACGACAUUUCAUGGACACAAAACCAUGAAAGACUUUGUGAGGCGUAAACGAUGGACAAGGAAAUGUAAGAUCACACUGAGGGGGCCAUGGCAGCAGGUCCCACCCAUUCCUCUGAGUGACAUCUCCCUGAUGCCCUGCCUGGCACAGAGCAGGAUGGACCAGGUCCCUCUGUGGGCCAUCAGCGACAAGGGGGACGUCCUGUGUCGGCUCGGAGUCAGCCCUCAGAACCCGGCGGGAAGUUCUUGGCUCCAUGUAGGUACAGACCAGCCUUUUAAGUCUGUCUCCAUCGGCGGAGCCAAUCAGGUGUGGGCCAUCGCAAAAGACGGAUCCGUGUUCUACAGAGGAUCAGUGUCCCCUCAAAACCCUGCAGGAGAAUGUUGGUACCACAUCCCUUCACCCCAGAGACAGACCCUCAAACAGCUGUCUGUGGGUCGGACCUCUGUGUUUGCUGUUGAUGAGAACAGUAACCUGUGGUACAGGCAGGGCCUCACUCCCAGCUACCCUCAGGGCUCUGCAUGGGAGCUCAUCUCUAACAACGUCACAAAGGUGUCUGUGGGACCACUGGACCAGGUGUGGACUAUCGCAGAUGGAGUUCCAGGUUUUCCCACUGAGACUCCUGGAGCCGUCUGCCACAGGCUGGGUGUGGGGCCCAUGCAACCCAAGGGCCAGUACUGGGACUAUGGUAUAGGGGGGGGGUGGGAACACGUCACUGUGAGGGGGAAUUCAGCAGAGGCUCCCCGCACCCCCCAUCCUCCUCUGGCCGGCCCCCCACGCAGCCCACUUCCCCCACGGCCUCCGACACAAGCCAACGGGACCGCCGUGGGCGUGUAGCGUCCUCCCGUCCUCAGCUCUGUCUGUGCCUGGAUCCACUUCUGUCUCCUCGGACCAUCCCCUGACAACCUUAUCCCUUCAGUGUAAAGGGAAUGCACAAUCAUACCACUGAGUUCGUACAGUGUAUUUUGGUUAGAUUUGACACUUGAUCGAUGGAUGAAUGUUACUCCCUGGCGUGUUUCCCGGGCAGAUAUCAUGCCAGUGUGCAGUGAUGACUACACAGAAAAGGGAGCACAAGAGUAGGGAGUGUCCGGUGGGAUGAAAAAGUACAAGGUGGGUGCAUGUGUUAGCUGUUACUAGGCCUUGGCUACUGGGUAUCUCGGGAUCUAGCAAUAUGUUUUAUUAUUUAUUUAAUAUUCUGUGAAAACUGAAAAAAA
Sphaeramia orbicularis (orbiculate cardinalfish) is the source of this 4207-nucleotide messenger RNA. RefSeq names its product tectonin beta-propeller repeat-containing protein 1-like. The record is from RefSeq and is a predicted model, not a curated record. The coding region runs from base 264 to 3830 and encodes 1188 amino acids. The transcript is spliced from 26 exons. Gene Ontology annotation, cellular component: membrane. Lineage: Eukaryota; Metazoa; Chordata; Actinopteri; Kurtiformes; Apogonidae.